AGGUUGUCCAUAAAAUAUGCCAACAAAAAAGUAUUCCAUAAAAAUUCGCAGGAGAUGGAAGGGGACAUCUUCGGUAUCAACUAAAUCAUCUAAAGCAGUUAGCAAUAGGAGUAGAAUUAAAUCUCUAAAUGUUCGUAACACUAAAGGCGCAUUACGUGGACUAGCUAGAAUACCUACUUGCAAAAUACCAAAAUCGAAAUUGGAUGCUGCGAUCAAAAUUCUUGAUGCUGAUGUGAAUAUAUAUGCUACUCAAAAAUCGGAAACUCGGUGUCACAUACCACCUGGUACGUCAUGUGUUCGCAAUUGGGGCUUCAAGAAACUUUCCUUUCCCCGUCUUCUGGGCGAAUGUCGCGUGUGUUUACUGAAUCAAGAUUGGACUAACUUGGCUGCAAUCCUUGCGGUCGCUAAGCCCCUGAGAAUACGCGAUUACCAUCUUUACAUGCCAUAUUUUCACAAGUACGCUGCGAUAUGCUUACUUCAUAGUGGAGAAGAAGAGAAUUUAGAUAGCUUCCUGUGCAGCGUUAUAGGCUGCCAAACGGAGCAUGAUAAACAGAUUUUCUUAAAGAAUUUAACUACCUUUUUCGAGAAAGAGAUAAAUAACAAACGCAGCAAGAAAGCCGAGACCAACUCUAAAGAAGCAUCCAAAGAGUCCAAAUGGGUGGCAGUUGGGUAGAUUACGAAU
This is a messenger RNA of Hermetia illucens (black soldier fly), 682 nucleotides long. RefSeq lists its product as uncharacterized. The record is from RefSeq and is a predicted model, not a curated record. The transcript has 3 exons. NCBI's taxonomy places the organism in Eukaryota, Metazoa, Arthropoda, Insecta, Diptera, Stratiomyidae. The coding region runs from base 17 to 673 and encodes 218 amino acids.